AUGGCAAACAGUUCUUUUGCGCAACGUCAUACAAUGGUAGCCACAUUAUGGAAAAAUGGUACCCACGACGCUAAAACUUUACACUCUUUAACCUCCAUCCCACUUUCUACAAUAUACGAUUAUAUAAAAAAACUUAAAAAAAAUAUUCCAUUAGAGCCUUUGUCUCGUCCAGGAAGACCAAAACACCUUUCUCCCAAAAAAUGUCGUCACCUUGGAAAACUUGUUUCAGCAAACAAAUUUUCUACCUGUUCUGAGUUGGCAAACAUUUUAAAUGGAAAACAUCCUAACCUUAAUAUAAGCAAAAGAACUGUGCUCAAUGAACUCCACAGACUUAAUUAUGUUAGUACAGUCCCAAAAACAAUUCCUUUACUUACGGAUCUUCAUAAACAACGCCGUCUUGAAUUUGCCAUGAAAUAUCGAAAGCAAAACUGGAAUAAA
Messenger RNA from Funneliformis mosseae, 438 nucleotides. NCBI's taxonomy places the organism in Eukaryota, Fungi, Glomeromycota, Glomeromycetes, Glomerales, Glomeraceae. The record is from the annotation of a GenBank genome assembly.